AUGGGCAGCAGAGCAUCUUUUCCGGUAUCAGAGGUCCGAGUAAUCAUGGUCACUGAUGCAAACUGUGGACUUGGGUACCAAAUAGCUAAAUCGGCUGAGAUGAUGGGGGCUACUGUCAUUUUGGCUUGCAGAUCUGCGGAUAAAGCAAGAGCAGCAAUGGAGAAAAUGCAUGAAGAGUUUAAAGAAGAGAAAACAAGAGGGACACCAAAUCUGACUGAAAAAUCUACAUUAUGUCUUGAAUUUUUGAAGGUUGAUUUAGGGCCAUUCAAAUCCGUUGCACAAUUCUGUGAGGACUUCAAGAAAACUGGUCGUCUGCUUCAUGUUUUGGUUUGUAACGCCGGUAUAGCACCCAUACCAUACAUGAAAAGUGACGAUGAUCUUGAAAUGAUCUUAACUCCUAUUCACGGAGCUACUUGUGCUAUUGACUUGGUAGUUAAUCCAAAACAUGCUGGAGUGUUUGGUCUAUACUGGGAAGACUGCAAGAUCAAGGAACCUUCUAGAUUGUCUAGAGACGAAGAGAAACAGGAGGCGUUGUAG
Mercenaria mercenaria is the source of this 537-nucleotide messenger RNA. RefSeq names its product WW domain-containing oxidoreductase-like. The record is from RefSeq and is a predicted model, not a curated record. Lineage: Eukaryota; Metazoa; Mollusca; Bivalvia; Venerida; Veneridae. The transcript has 2 exons. The coding region runs from base 1 to 537 and encodes 178 amino acids.